GUCUGGACCUUGUCCAUUCCCUUUUGCUCGCGCACGCGCUCGUCUCUCCAAGCCUCGAACCGCAUCUCCGGCGGCCUAGUGGAACGCGAAGAUGGCGACGGCGCUCGGCCUCGGUGCGCGCUCCGGCCUCCGACUCCUGUCCGCAGGCGCCGAGGCCGCCUCAGCAACGUGGAAAAUAUGGCUAGCAUUCGCGAAGCGUGUAGCCGUUUUGGGUAGCCUGUAUUUUGAUCUGAUGCAAAUACGCAGCUCAUGCAAACAUCAGGAUUGCGCCAACCAGGAGAUGAUUCUGGGGCUUCUCGUGCAUUCCAUUCUACUGGCACAAGGAGGAUGGGGGCGCACGCUCAUGAUGAGCCAUACUACGUCCACGCCAAGCACAUGUACAACCUGCACAGGAUGAAGCACCAGCAGCUUAAGGUGUGCCUCGCUGUGCUGGCUGCGGUGGGCACUGGCAUUGGAGUCCCUGUGUAUGCUGUUGUUUUCCAGCAGAAGAAGACUGCAUCUGCAUAAUCUGAAACGCCGAGGCGGCACGACAUGAAAACAUGCCUGCCCGUGAAAUUUCUUUUCCCAUUUCCCACAUAGCAUUUUGAGAGGUUCAGGCUGGAGCUUCAGUUUUGCUUGGCCAUUUCUCUCUCUAUAUAUUUUUUUCUCUCUUGCUGCAGGUUUACUCUGCUCAUUGGAUUUUGACAUAGGAAUACCGAUGUCUGUUAAUAAUACGAUGUCUUGAACUGACAGAAAGCAUAUGCUGUUAUCCUUUCUAAUUUUGCUUC
Messenger RNA from Zea mays, 767 nucleotides. NCBI's taxonomy places the organism in Eukaryota, Viridiplantae, Streptophyta, Magnoliopsida, Poales, Poaceae. The record is from RefSeq and is a predicted model, not a curated record.